AUGUACGUGCUCACCGUACUUGCUCUCGCGUCGCUUGUCGUAGCGUCGCCGGUCUCCCAGGAUUUCACUACUCGUCAUGCCCUGCGCGAAAUUCCUUCGGGUUGGACUAGAGUCGCACGGGCUCCUGCAGACCACAACAUUGAUCUACGUGUUGGACUCAAGCAAGCUCGCAUGACGGAUCUUCUUGCUAUCCUCGACGAGGUGAGCAACCCAGCAAGCACGAAAUAUGGAAAACAUUUAUCGAAAGAGGAUGUCGAUAAGCUUGUUGCUCCUCGCGGUGAAAGCGUCGAGUCGGUUGAAAAAUGGCUUCGGUCUCAUGGUGCCACGGUAUCGGGGCGCUCUUCAGCCGGCGACUGGAUACAUGUCACUGUUCCUGUAUCGCGUGCAGAAAAGAUGCUGGGUACCAAAUACAAUAUCUACCGCCAUACCUCUGGGACCCAUAUUGUUCGCUCGGAAUCCUACGCACUACCACGCUCUCUUGAUUCCCAUAUCGAUGUUGUUCAACCAACUACAUAUUUUGGCCGGAUCAACGAGCGUAGUACAGCCGAGUCCUCUUCCGAGCUUGAGAAGCGUGCAUCGACAGUGUUCGUGCUUCCUGAUUCCGAGGAUGAGAAGCUCAAGCAAGUUGCCGAGGAGCCGGCUGGAAAGGUGGAAGCAGCCGUGCCAUCAAGCUGCAGCUCGACCAUCACUCCAGCUUGCUUGAAGGCGCUAUACAAGACCGAUUCGUACACACCCAAGGCCGGAAACUCUAGCUCAAUUGGAAUUACCGGUUAUCUUGAUCAAUACGCAAGCAUUUCCGACCUUCAGACCUUCUACACUAAAUUCGAUUCAAGCGCAGUAGGAUCAACUUUCAGCGUUGAGCUCAUCAAUGGUGGAAAGAAUACCCAAACCAACCCGGGCAUUGAAGCCAAUCUUGAUGUUCAGUAUGCGGGAGCUAUCUCUCAUCCAAUUCCGCUUACAUUUUACUCGACUGGUGGCUCUCCCCCUUAUAAACCCGACUCCAAUACGCCUACCAACACUAACGAGCCGUAUUUGGAGUGGGUCAACUAUAUGUUGAACAAAACCACCCUCCCACUUACCAUUAGCACCAGUUACGGUGAUGACGAGCAAACUGUUCCAUUGGACUAUGCUACUCGAGUUUGUAGCUCGUUCGCCCAACUCGGAGUGCGAGGUGUCAGCGUCUUGUUUUCUUCUGGUGAUGGGGGAGUCGGCUCUGGUACAUGCAAGACGAACGAUGGCACAAACCGUACUCGUUUCCAGCCUAUCUUCCCGGCGUCUUGCCCCUACGUCACUGCGGUGGGCGGAACCUACAAGAUUGCUCCCGAGGUUGGCGUCUCGUUCUCCCAGGGCGGAUUCUCAGACUACUUCGCCCGCCCAAGCUAUCAAACUUCUGCGGUGUCUACUUUCCUCGGUUCUAUUGGUACCACUUAUUCUGGAUUGUAUAACACGACCGGUCGUGGGUUCCCGGAUGUGGCUGCUCAAGGGAGAUCCUUCCAAAUCAUUCAAAAGGGGUCAACCACUUCAGUUGCUGGCACUUCAGCCUCGGCACCAGCAUUCGCGGGUGUGAUUGCUUUGCUCAAUGACUAUCGUUUGUCUCAGGGUAAAUCGCCGUUGGGUUUCCUUAACCCAUGGCUUUACUCAAGCGCGGCCUCUGCCCUCAACGAUAUUACAUCGGGAAGUAACCCAGGGUGCGGGACCAACGGGUUUACCGCCAGAGCCGGAUGGGACCCUGUAACUGGCCUCGGCACUCCAGACUUCGUCAAGCUACAAGCUGUCGCGUAG
Messenger RNA from Rhizoctonia solani, 1782 nucleotides. Its product is annotated as tripeptidyl-peptidase I. The transcript has 13 exons. NCBI's taxonomy places the organism in Eukaryota, Fungi, Basidiomycota, Agaricomycetes, Cantharellales, Ceratobasidiaceae. Gene Ontology annotation, molecular function: tripeptidyl-peptidase activity; serine-type endopeptidase activity. The record is from RefSeq and is a predicted model, not a curated record. Bases 1 to 1782 code for a protein of 593 amino acids. Gene Ontology annotation, biological process: proteolysis.